CAUUGUACGUGUGCUUUGUACAUCACACUGUGCAAAUUGAGGAAUAUUUCAAGUUUAACACCAUAUAGGCAUAGGAAACCCAAGAUGGCUGCAAGUACAGAUUCAGUUUUUGCUUCAGUCAUCCAAGGUCAUCUGGAAUGCUCCAUCUGCCACGCCCGUUACCAAGAACCCAAGAUGCUGGACUGCUCCCACAGUUUCUGCCUCGGAUGCCUCCAAGAACUCAAGCUGAGCCAACAACCAGAUGAUGACAGGAUGAUAUGUCCGCUUUGUCAGAUGGAAACUAUGUUGCCCGAAGGUGGAGUGGCAAAGUUAACUGACAAUGGAACGCUGCUCAGCCUGAUAGAGGACAUAAUCAAACAAGAACAGAUCUUGCUCCGUCAAGGGUCAAAGGUUAGUUGUCAGGCAUGUGACGAAGAAAGUGAGGCUAUUUCUCGAUGUUUGGACUGUGAGCAAUAUCUUUGUAAGGAGUGCCAGAAGGCGCAUCAACGUUGGGCUGCUUUGAGGGCUCACAAUAUUACACCCUGCCAGGGUGAGUUUGACGCCGAGAAGGACUCAAAGAUGAACAUUUCUAAGUGUGGGAUCCAUCCAAAUCACGAACUAAAUUCCUACUGUGUCUCAUGUGAGAUGCUGAUUUGCAAAAUUUGUGCUUCCUCUAGUCACGAAGAACCCAUGCAUACACCUGUCAAUUUCAGUGAUGCAAUCGAGAUCUUUCUUCAAGAGGCCAAUGAUGAAAAUUCGCAAAGGAACGGCAAUGAUGAAAGAGUCGAGCUUUCAGAAUGCUGCACACCUUUGCGGAGCAGAUUGGCUGUCAAGCUUGCUGCAACAAACAAGCAAAUUUCUCAAAAUGCAGAAAAGAAAAUCCGACAAAUCAGACGGCAGGAAUUGCAACUGAAGCAAAUGGCUCAAGCGAAGUACAGACAAAAAGAUAAGAGACUUGCUGAAAUGGCAUUUGCAACGCAGACCCUGAAGAUGGUUUGCAGUGAGAUGACCCAUGAAAACUGCUUCAGGAUCUUAAAGCUGAGACAAGAACUUCUGCAUGACUACAGAGACGUGGCCAAAACAGAGACAGGGGCACUGAAUCACGACCUCUCGUUUAUUGGUUUCAGAGACACUGACAAAAAAGUUGAAUUGGGUACCAUUCUGGUGGAGGAAAAGUGGGAAAGACUGCAUCAAUCAUGGGCCAAGGGGCGUGCUAUCGCAGCGUUUUCCACUGGCGACAUGCUGGUGGUCAACACAACGCAACGGAAUUUCACUGAGUUGAGUUCUGAAGGUGCAGUUCUAAAUGUCCUCACUGUUAGUCAGCUUGAAGGUUGUGACGAGGACCCCAACGUCAUGAAACAUCCAACAGGCCUGGCUGUCGACAAGGAUGACCACUUUCACGUCUUGAUUGACUCCGAAAUCAACAUCUUCAACAGGGACUACCAACUCAUUCAACAAUUCACGGCAGGUGACUUUGACGAGGAAUCGGAUGACAGCAAGCCAACAUGCAUUGCGUUGGAUGACAGUUUGAUAGCAGUUGGCUUUGAGGACAAGGAGCAGAUAUCUCUACACAACACGGAUGGGUCUCUCAUCAGAACAGUGCCUGCUCCGAUGAUUGCCAAAGCCUUGACCAUCAGCAACAAGCGUCUCCUCUACACCAGUUACAAGGAAGAGAAGAUCAUCUGCAUUGAUUUCGAGGGCAACAACAUAUUUACGGUAAACAUGGCUGAGAACGUUGGACCUCUUGGAGUGCGUUGUGAUCAAGCCGGUGACAUCUAUGUCCUCGUUUUAGUGUGUGACGAGGAAGAAACCCAACUCCAUCAUUACAAUUCAGACGGCAAGUUUAUUGAAUCACUGAUUACUGGCCUGGACGGUCAUGUUGACCUGACUUUCACCCAUGAUGGCAAGAUAGCCAUGUGUGGCAGUGUUAAAACACAAAUUUGGCAUUGAGUGUCAAAAGCGAAAUCCAGUGGAUUGUAAAAUGACGUGGUCACUUUUCCCAACAGGUAUGAUAUCGAUCAAUAUUAGGUUUUUCCCUUCACCGACGUAUGCUCAGUGUGUUACCUCCCGAGUGAAAGUUGGAAAAAUCACUCGGGUGGGACUCACGACUUCCUGCUUUUUAGUGCAGAUGAUUUACCACCAGCGAGCUUGUGGGAUCAGUUGGCUGGUUCAGAUCUGAUGUGCACAUAGCAGUGGCACCGCAAUUAAACUAUUCAUAUGAUUUGUGUCGGGGUGAUGUAAAUCAAUAUAAGGUCUUGCCCUUCACCCACUUGUAAAUGGGUUCGAGUCCCACCCGUGUGAUUUUUUCCAACUUUCACUCGGGAGGUAACAAAAUGA
This is a messenger RNA of Patiria miniata (bat star), 2316 nucleotides long. RefSeq lists its product as uncharacterized. The transcript is spliced from 2 exons. Gene Ontology annotation, molecular function: zinc ion binding; ubiquitin-protein transferase activity. The coding region runs from base 85 to 1929 and encodes 614 amino acids. The record is from RefSeq and is a predicted model, not a curated record. Gene Ontology annotation, biological process: positive regulation of DNA-templated transcription. NCBI's taxonomy places the organism in Eukaryota, Metazoa, Echinodermata, Asteroidea, Valvatida, Asterinidae. Gene Ontology annotation, cellular component: chromatin; nucleoplasm.